This is a messenger RNA of Folsomia candida, 1998 nucleotides long. Its product is annotated as female-specific protein transformer. The record is from RefSeq and is a predicted model, not a curated record. The transcript has 6 exons. The coding region runs from base 261 to 1559 and encodes 432 amino acids. Lineage: Eukaryota; Metazoa; Arthropoda; Collembola; Entomobryomorpha; Isotomidae.
UUUCAAGCAGAGGGAACACCAAGCGAGACAGGCUUCCUUCCUCUCGUUUCGGUAAAAAGUACUUUCCAAAUUUCCGGAUGGAUUUUUUGUAAUUCUCUGGUUAAAAUUUGUUAAAAAAAUUUGCGGUUUUAUAAAGUAUAUAGUAAAAGACAAAGUGUGCUUUAUAAAUAAGGGAAGGAAUUUCACAUUCCAGUUAAUGUUCCAUCUUCUCUUCUUCGACAAAGAAGACGACACAACCGGAACAUUUUGAUUAAUUAAUAAUGUCACAUCGCCAACAUCAUUUAGGAAGAGGUGGGAGGGCAAAUCCAGUUGGUGCUGUUCCUCAAGCCCCGCCACCCCCAGUUCUCAGCAAUAGUCGACAAGGUGGUCGCCCUUCCAGUAACAGGCGUUCCAGUAGAUCUCGAUCUCCACAUGAUCGUAGUAGAAGCAGUGGUGGAAAUCGCUAUGCAGGCCGACUUCCUGGUCGGGAAGAAGCAGAGAGAGCAAGAGGAAGACCGAUGAGGCAAUCUCGCAGUCGUAGCUCGAGUCCUAUCGCCAGUAAUUCUAUCAACGUACCCAGCACUGCUGCUUAUCGCGGAAUUAAAAGUUCACUACCACACAGUGUUUUAAAUCAUUCUCUUCCACCACCAAUUAAACAACAAUCCAUCAGUCUUAUAACAGAAGACGGAACGUUCCCUAUAAUUCGUCGUAUUCUAGAUCCCGAUGAUGUUAAGAUUCCUCGAAGGAGUGGGGAAGGUGCGAGACCAAUUUUUGAAAGAGACGAACUCAAGGAAGGGAUGCGUCGUAGAUUUGCCUCAGAUGGUGACGAAGGUCACAAUAGAAGUCCUCCAGUUUUGCAACACCCUUCCCAACGAGUGAUGAUUAUUCAUGACCCAACUGCUUCCAAUAGAGGUGAUUCGUUCAGACUGCCACCAGUUGUGACCAAAGACUUGGAGUUUAGAGGAUCAAGAAAUCUUCAACCCAUCACGACAUCAGGUCAACAUCGCGAUUUCCGACCUUCAAAUUACCAGCAUCGUUCCAUGUCACCACCAUCCCGGGAUAGAGACAUGCGUGGUGAAAGAGGACCAUCUUCAGUAAUGCGUCGUGGUGAUAGAAGUCGGGAUAUUAUUACUGUUAGAGGGGAACGCAUCCGAGAGGAAGGGUUACAUCCACCACACAUACGGUCCAGAUCUAAAGACCGAACAGAACGACCAUCGCACCAUUCACGCAGUCCUGUUAGAGUUUUAAGAGACCGAGAGAGAGUGUCCAGAAGCCUCUCUCGAACCCCACCGCCAAUGCCACCAGAGAUGCGUAGGCGAAUGAUUGAACGAGAAAGAGAUUUAAGGAGUAAAUUAUCCCGUCCGGCUGGAAGGUUUCCAGCAAAAUUUGACACAAAUCAGCACGACAGUCGUAUUGGGGAACCAUCAUCUAGUUCUUUCCGUGGCAGAGGCAGAGGGUUCCUUCGAGGAGGACGAGGGGGCUUCCGAGAGGAGAAUCGAUCCCGUGGACACACGUGGGAACAUGACCUUUUUGAAAGAGAGGACAAUUUGGAUGCAGAUUUAAAAUCAAGUAAAGUUUAACCCUUCCUGUUUCCCUCCGCCUUUCAAGCUGUAUGUCAAACAUGUCAAGUCAACUUGCUACCACGAACAUUCAGCUCAAACGUUAACGUCAUAAUUAUUCGAUGAAGUCUAGCAAUUUCUACUUGUAUGCAUGACGUGUGAAGUCUGAUUAUACUAUGAAUGCAAAGGUUCCCUAAUAAUUGUUAAUUGUUGCUAAAAUGUUGUUUCAGUAUGAUAUUUUAUUCUGUAAAAUCUAGCUAAGUAUUUUAAUUCUACAUAUUAUUAGAGAUUACGAUGUUGUUUUAAAAUAGAAUAUAGAGAUUAGUUUAUUGUGUUCAGACGCUAGAGUAGAGUUGUUGGUAAAGUUCGGAAGUAUUCUAGGGUUGUUUUUGUAAUUAAGGUGUUUGUAAUGGUUUCAAAGAUUUGCAAAUAAAGACUAAUACAAGUAUAUUAGAACAUU